AUGAAGUUGGCCACUAUUGGGAAACCUUAUGCUGACAAAGCCAACCCAGGUUUGUCCAUUGUUACAGCACAUGCACCCGUGUACUAUACAGGAGAAUGGCUUGGUUUCAACUAUAAUGAUACUUAUGUUGGCUUAACAGGCAUUGACCUGUCAAUUGACUCCAUGUCCAGUUUGUUGCACAGACUGGAUGGGACAGUGACAGAGGGGAGCUUUGGGCUUGUGGUUGAUGGCGAAUUCAAUAUCUAUGUCAUCACCCAGGAUGCCGUCAACUUGAUCUAUCCGGAGAGAACAGGGUUUGAAGAGUUUCGUGUCCACAGGGACAAGGACGGAGAAGGAGACCUUAUUGAUGACAGGAGAAAUCAAACUUAUCUUGUCAGUGACACCAUCCUGCAGCCCCCACCAACCUCACCAACGCCAACUGGACAGCUCUCCAUAAGGAAAUCCAACAACAAGAACCUGGCCAUAGAGGAACAUCAGAACUCGACAUUGUUUUGA
Messenger RNA from Seminavis robusta, 495 nucleotides. The record is from the annotation of a GenBank genome assembly. NCBI's taxonomy places the organism in Eukaryota, Bacillariophyta, Bacillariophyceae, Naviculales, Naviculaceae.